Aegilops tauschii subsp. strangulata is the source of this 2099-nucleotide messenger RNA. Its product is annotated as UDP-glucose 6-dehydrogenase 4. Gene Ontology annotation, molecular function: NAD binding; UDP-glucose 6-dehydrogenase activity. NCBI's taxonomy places the organism in Eukaryota, Viridiplantae, Streptophyta, Magnoliopsida, Poales, Poaceae. The record is from RefSeq and is a predicted model, not a curated record. Gene Ontology annotation, cellular component: nucleus. Gene Ontology annotation, biological process: glycosaminoglycan biosynthetic process.
AUCAUCUUUUGUUUAUGCAUCUAGACUCCAGUGGCUAAAGCAGAGAGGUUGGUGGUGUGUCAUGGACUCAUGUGGAGGCCUUUUUCGCUUGCUUGAUUAAUGGGAGUCCGGUGGGCUCAUGGAUGGCAUGCAUCGGAGCACUUUGCCCUUUGCCGUAAGAUGCAACAAACACCUGCUAGUCUGUCUCUCAUGAUUUCUCACCAACCUUGCCACGUUUUUUUUCCUCCAAGGGGGGGAGUGGGGGGAGGGGUAGAUCCAACACGGUGUGGGCAGUGUGGAGAGUGGUAUAUAUAAGGAGCUGCAGCCUUCUCUCUGCACACAACUUGUAGGCACGCAGCAUCUCUCUGUUUCUUCUCUGCGGCAGUGUGCUUGUCGAGAUCUCCCUCGGCUCUUGAGAUCUGGUUAAGCGGACAAGAUGGUGAAGAUCUGCUGCAUCGGAGCUGGCUAUGUCGGCGGCCCAACAAUGGCUGUCAUUGCCGUCAAGUGCCCAGCAAUUGAGGUUGUUGUUGUUGACAUCUCCAAGCCUCGCAUUGACGCUUGGAACAGCGACAAACUCCCGAUCUACGAGCCUGGCCUUGACGAGGUUGUCAAGGCAUGCAGGGGCAGGAACCUCUUCUUCAGCACCGACGUCGAGAAGCACGUUGCUGAGGCCGACAUCAUCUUUGUCUCAGUGAACACCCCCACCAAGACCCGUGGUCUGGGAGCCGGCAAGGCUGCCGACCUCACCUAUUGGGAGAGCGCUGCCCGUAUGAUCGCCGACGUGUCCAAGUCCGACAAGAUCGUCGUUGAGAAGUCCACUGUCCCUGUCAAGACUGCAGAGGCCAUUGAGAAGAUCUUGACCCACAACAGCAAGGGCAUCAACUACCAGAUCCUCUCCAACCCGGAGUUCCUGGCCGAGGGCACGGCUAUCGAGGACUUGUUCAAGCCUGACAGAGUGCUUAUCGGUGGUCGGGAGACCCCCGAGGGCAGGAAGGCGGUUCAGGCUCUCAAGGAGGUGUACGCCCACUGGGUUCCUGAGGAGAACAUCAUCACCACCAACCUGUGGUCUGCUGAGCUCUCCAAGCUCGCUGCCAAUGCGUUCUUGGCCCAGAGGAUCUCCUCCGUGAAUGCCAUGUCCGCGCUCUGCGAGGCCACCGGCGCCAACGUGUCCGAGGUGUCUUACGCCAUCGGUAAGGAUUCCAGGAUCGGCCCCAAGUUCCUGAACGCCAGCGUUGGGUUCGGCGGGUCCUGUUUCCAGAAGGACAUCUUGAACCUGGUGUACAUCUGCGAGUGCAACGGCCUCCCCGAGGUGGCCAACUACUGGAAGCAGGUGAUCAAGAUCAAUGACUACCAGAAGAGCAGGUUCGUCAACCGUGUCGUGUCCUCCAUGUUCAACACCGUCUCCGGCAAGAAGGUCGCCGUCCUCGGGUUCGCCUUCAAGAAGGACACUGGUGACACCAGGGAGACCCCGGCGAUCGACGUAUGCAAGGGCCUGCUGGGUGACAAGGCCCAUGUCAGCAUCUACGAUCCCGAGGUCACCGAGGAGCAGAUCCAGCGGGACCUCGCCAUGAACAAGUUCGACUGGGACCACCCCAUGCACCUGCAGCCGACGAGCCCAUCGGCUAUCAAGCAGGUGAGCGUGGUGUGGGACGCGUACGAGGCCACCAAGGGGGCCCACGCCGUGUGCAUCCUGACCGAGUGGAACGAGUUCAAGGAGCUGGACUACCAGAAGAUCUUCGACAACAUGCAGAAGCCGGCCUUCGUCUUCGACGGGCGCAACGUCGUCGACGCCGAGAAGCUGAGGGAGAUCGGCUUCAUCGUCUACUCCAUCGGCAAGCCGCUCGAUGCGUGGCUCAAGGACAUGCCCGCGAUCGCCUAGUUCCUCUCCACAGGAGCUGCGGGAAAUUCUACAAACUUUUGCGGAGGCGCGGCGUUUUCUGUCAGGCAUAAAAUUGGGUUGUGUUGGUAUCUUUGCUUUGAGUUGUUCAUUCUUGCACUGCCGUCUGUAGAUCAUACAUGUUCCUCAAUCCUUGUGCUGUUUUGAGGAUUGUAAAAGAAUGUUUAUUUGUAUCCAAUGAGCUUAUAGCAAUUUGAUCAUUCCAUUUCUUUUUGUCCUAAAA